Cyclocybe aegerita is the source of this 2367-nucleotide messenger RNA. The record is from the annotation of a GenBank genome assembly. Lineage: Eukaryota; Fungi; Basidiomycota; Agaricomycetes; Agaricales; Hemipholiotaceae.
AUGGCAAAGCACGCAGCCUCCGACACGCUAAAAAAACGCCAAGAAGAAGAGGAAAAGGCAAGAGCUUACCGGAUUGCUCAUGCAAUUUGGCUGGAUGAGCAACAGAAGCCAAAAGACGAGCGCCUGUCUUACCGGGAGGUGGCUGAGGAGGCACGCAAGCGAUGGCAUGCCAAGACAGGCCACUGGCUGAAGCUGAAUCACAACACCGUCCGUAAUCACGCAACUGGCAAAACACGUCCUCGGGAGGAGACUAAAUGGGAUUCAUCUCAUUUGAGCGCCGUCGAAGAAGAAGAGGUUGUCAAUUACCUCAUUGAGACGGCAGCUCAGGGCUUCGGGCUGUCACAUCGUCAUUUGAAGGAGCACGUCAUAGAGCUCUGCCGAGCGCAUUAUGGCACCUCCUUUCCUGGUCUUGGGAAGCACUGGUCCCACCGCUUUGUUGAGCGGCAUCAUGAACACCUUCAUGUAUACCGGACUCGGCCACUCCAUGAUGUCCGAGGGAAAGCUGCAAACCCAGAAAACCAUAAGGCCUGGUGUGAUCUCGUUGAGAACGUCCAGCUGCAUGGAGAUGAGGGCAACGCAAUUGCACCUGAGAACACGUACACACUGGAUGAGGCAGGUUUUCAGGCUAACGGUGAUGAGGGAGAAGAGUGGGUGAUUGGCGGAGUGGGCAAGAACGUCCAGUACCAGCAGCAAGCUGGAAUGAGGGAGACAAUGACUGUCAUUGUCAAUAUCUGCGCGGAUGGGACUGCCAUACCUCCAGCCGUUUUGUUUUCUGGAAAGGGCUUUGCGGUUCGGUGGAAGCAAGAUAACCCUGCAGAAGCAAUGCUGGGAUACUCGAAGAAGGGCUGGACGGAUAACGAGAUCGGCAUCGAGUACGCAAAGCACUUCGAGCGAAUGACUCGUGAGAAGGCGGGUGGCAGGUGGCGAGUCCUCUACGUCGACGGACAUGGUUCACAUGUCACUCACGGGUUCUUGAUGUUCUGCAAGGCACAUAAGAUCCAUGUCUUGUGCUAUCCUGCCCAUACAACUCACAUUUACCAAGGUCUGGAUGUCGUGAUAUUCAGCCCGAUGAAGCAAAGGUUCGGUGAGAACCAUGACAAACUCUUUCGAGAGACGGGCCAGGAGAUCUCAAAAGAGAACUUCCUGAAGGUUUAUGGUGACACCCAUCUUGCGAUACUACAACCGGAGUUAAUCAAGAAGGCAUUCUUGAAGACAGGAAUCAUACCUUUUAACCACGACGUGAUCUCCGCCGAUAAGCUCGCUCCCAGCUGCGACACCUCAUUUCGGCAUUACACCCCAGUCGAGCCACCAGCUGCUGUCCACAUCAUGACGGAGCUGAUCAUUGACACCCUCCAGCCUAUCUUCAUCACAUCAUCUCCAAACAAUGAUUCGGAUACAGAUUCUGAAGGUGAGGAUGAGGGAGCCAGUGAGGAUGCGGUUGACGAGAGAGGUGAUGAGGAAUAUGAAGCGGGUGAAGAGGAGGAAGAAGCAGUGGCGGAUGGAGAGCAGGACAAGGAGGUGGAGGAUGGUGCUGAUGAGGAGGUAGAUGAUGUUGAGGAGGGGGGUGGUGAGGCUGGUCAUGAAGCGGCUGCCCUCGAAGAACUUGCCAACUCUGAUUGUGGCUUUCUCUUCUCACAAACGCCUAUCCCAUCGUCUUCUAAUCCACCUGAUCUGCCGAAUGUUCUCAUCUCGCCUAUGAAACGUCGCAUUACCAAACCGUCAAUGUCAAGGCAAGAUGUCACAUACCUCACAACAAAGACGACAUCCACACCCGACGAGGAUGCCAUGCAGGAGGCUCUCAUUGCGAAAGCAGCGGCAGCAGAUUACUACAAGGAGCAGGCGAUCCGUAUGCAAUCCAUGCUCGUGUUGCAGCGAUUAUACUGCAACAAACUGCAUCGUCAGCUUCAAGCGAAGGAAGGAAAGGCAGAGAGGAAGAAGAAGGGGCGAGGAGGUAUUCUACAAGACGGCUUACCUCGUUUGAUGACACAUUCUGCCGUGAUUCGAGCCGUCAAGGAGCACGAGGAUGCGAAGGCAAAGGAGGCGCGCGACAAGGAGGAGAGGGCUGCCCAGCAGCUUGAAUACGAGGAGCGGAUGGCAGCGUGGCAGGCACAUGAGGAUGGUCGGGAGGCUAGUAACGUGGCACUGUAUCGCCAGUUUCAGGAGGAUGCAAACAAGUGGACAGCAGCGCGAGUAGCAGUGAAGGAGGCGGGCCGCAAGCUGAAGAAUUGGGACAAAGCCCAUCCAAAGCCUUUGCGUUCGAAUUACAAGGAGGCCCGGGUAAAACCCCCAACCAAGAAGGCGCGGAAAGAUCCUGAGGAGGAUCCUGAGGAGGAUGUGGGUGGCGACGGUACGAUAGACAAAGAAUAG